CAGCUCAGUGAGUCCUGGGGAAAGAAACUAACGGACAGAGACAGAAGAGCUGCAGCCGUCUGACGCUUACUGGACUAAAUCUAUAACCAACUCUGAACAAAUGAUCUGAAAACCGGAAAAGACAUCACAGAAAAGGUCAUCUCUGUGCACGUGUUUGGGAUGAAGGACCUGUGGAACCUCCUGUUCAUCACCCUCCACCUGUUAGGAGCCGUUACUUCACAGGUCAACCCAGGUGUGUGUCGGUAUCCUCUGGGCAUGUCAGGAGGACAAAUACAGGAUGAGGACAUCUCAGCUUCCAGCCAGUGGUCUGAAUCCACCGCUGCCAGAUAUGGCAGGUUGGACUUCGAGGAGGGCGAUGGAGCGUGGUGUCCGGAGAUAACCGUUGAGCCUGACAACCUGAACGAGUUCCUCCAGAUUGACCUGCGCUCGCUCCAUUUCAUCACCCUUGUGGGCACCCAGGGUCGUCAUGCAGGAGGCAUCGGCAAUGAGUUUGCCCAAAUGUAUAAGAUUAAAUACAGCCGUGACGGGAGCCGCUGGAUCUCCUGGAGGAACAGGCAGGGCAAGCAGGUGAUUGACGGAAACAGGAACACAUAUGACAUUGUACUCAAGGACCUGGAGCCACCCAUCAUUGCUCGUUUUGUCCGCUUCAUGCCUGUCACAGACCACUCCAUGAACGUCUGCAUGAGAGUGGAGCUUUACGGCUGUGAAUGGCUGGAUGGCCUGGUGUCGUAUAACGCUCCAGCAGGAGAACAGAUGAACCUGCCCGGUUUUCCUGUUUAUCUUAACGACUCCGUCUAUGAUGGAGCCAUCACCUACAGUAUGACGGAGGGUUUGGGUCAACUGACUGACGGCAUGUGCGGUCUAGAUGAUUUUACACACAGUCACGUCUACAAUGUGUGGCCAGGAUACGACUAUGUGGGCUGGAGCAACAACAGUUUCCCCGGUGGAUAUGUGGAAAUCAUGUUUGAGUUCGACCGCACUCGUAACUUUACCACCAUGAAGGUCCACUGUAAUAACAUGUUCUCGCGGCACGUCAAAGCCUUCCGCCAAGUCACGUGUUACUUCAGGUCUGACCUGGAUUGGGAGACCACGCCCCUUCGCUUCAGCCCUGUGGUGGAUGAGAAGAACCCGAGUGUCCGAUUUGUCACAGUCAACUUGGCCAAUCAAAUGGCCAGUGCCAUCAAGUGCCAGUUCUACUUCUCUGAUGCCUGGAUGUUGUUCAGUGAAAUCACCUUUCAAUCAGAUACAGCUAUGUACAACACAACACUGGCUCCACCCAAACCCAGACUACCGACCAACGUGCAACCAGAAGAUGACCCCACCCACAAAGUGGAUGACAGCAACACAAGGAUUCUGAUUGGCUGUUUAGUGGCUAUCAUCUUCAUCCUUGUGGCCAUUAUUAUCAUUAUCUUGUGGAGGCAGGUGUGGCAGAAGAUGCUGGAGAAGGCCACUCGCCGGAUGCUGGAUGAUGAACUAACUGUUAGUUUGUCAAUACAGAGUGAGACGUUUGCCUACAACCACACCCACAACCAGUCGGGCACCACUAACGAACAGGAGUCAAACUCCACCUACGAGCGCAUCUUCCCCCUUGGCCCAGACUAUCAGGAGCCUUCGCGACUAAUAUGCAAGCUGCCAGAGUUUGCACACAACUCCGAAGAGCCGGCUAAUACCAGCACUGCAACUUCUAAAUCCACCACAGCUCCUGUGGUCCAAGAUGGCGUCCCUCACUACGCAGAGGCCGACAUUGUAAACCUGCAAGGUGUGACCGGAAGCAACACAUAUGCUGUGCCUGCAGUCACUAUGGACCUGCUGUCAGGGAAGGAUGUUGCCAUAGAGGAGUUCCCACGGAAACUGCUGGCAUUCAAAGAAAAGCUUGGAGAGGGCCAGUUUGGAGAGGUACACCUGUGCGAGGCAGAGGGAAUGCAGGAGUUCAUGAAUAAAGAGUUUGUAUUUGACAUUCCAGAGGACCAGCCAGUUUUAGUAGCUGUCAAGAUGCUCCGCUCAGAUGCUGAUAAGAAUGCAAGGAAUGACUUCUUGAAAGAAAUAAAGAUUAUGUCACGCCUGAAGGACCCCAAUAUAAUUCGGCUGCUAGCUGUGUGCAUCUACAGCGACCCUCUCUGUAUGAUCACAGAAUACAUGGAGAAUGGAGAUCUCAACCAAUUUCUGUCCCGUCAUGAACCAGAGGGACAACUCGCUCUGCUCAGCAAUGCACCUACUGUCAGCUAUAAUAACCUGUGUUACAUGGCCAAUCAGAUAGCAUCCGGGAUGAAGUACCUCUCCUUUCUAAACUUUGUUCAUCGAGAUUUGGCCACAAGGAAUUGCCUAGUGGGCAAAAACUACACUAUAAAGAUAGCAGACUUUGGCAUGAGCAGAAACCUGUACAGCGGUGACUACUACAGAAUCCAAGGCAGAGCUGUGCUGCCAAUACGCUGGAUGUCCUGGGAGAGCAUCCUGCUGGGAAAGUUUACUACAGCUAGUGAUGUAUGGGCGUUUGGAGUAACCCUGUGGGAAAUACUGACCUUCUGCAAGGAGCAGCCGUACUCUCAGCUCACUGAUGAGCAAGUGAUCGAGAACACAGGGGAGUUUUUCAGGGACCAGAAAAGACAGAUCUACCUGCCUCAGCCAAUGCUGUGUCCAGACUCGCUGUACAAGCUCAUGCUGGGUUGCUGGAGGAGGAACACAAAGGAACGACCAUCCUUCCAGGAAAUACACAGAGCCCUCCUGGAAAGACCGUCUUAAACUGGGCAAAAUCGACUAUGAUUAUUCCCAGUCUGUUCAUCUCUGAUAGACGUUGUACAUAACAACACAGUGUUUCCUUUGCAAUCCAGGUUUAAGCUAUCUCCAGCCAAGACAAUGCGAGACUCCAAGCCAUGAUUUGAGAAACACUGUUUCACGGACGUACACACUAAACUUAUGGGCUACCAGAGAC
This is a messenger RNA of Thalassophryne amazonica, 2929 nucleotides long. RefSeq names its product discoidin domain receptor tyrosine kinase 2a (gene ddr2a). Lineage: Eukaryota; Metazoa; Chordata; Actinopteri; Batrachoidiformes; Batrachoididae. Gene Ontology annotation, molecular function: ATP binding; protein tyrosine kinase collagen receptor activity; collagen binding. Bases 160 to 2739 code for a protein of 859 amino acids. The transcript has 17 exons. Gene Ontology annotation, biological process: protein phosphorylation; positive regulation of kinase activity; cell surface receptor protein tyrosine kinase signaling pathway. Gene Ontology annotation, cellular component: signaling receptor complex; membrane. The record is from RefSeq and is a predicted model, not a curated record.